Molecule: messenger RNA, 1689 nt
Organism: Calliphora vicina (urban bluebottle blowfly)
Lineage: Eukaryota; Metazoa; Arthropoda; Insecta; Diptera; Calliphoridae
Product: protein spitz-like
Exons: 2
Coding region: 282-869 (195 amino acids)
Biological process (GO): epidermal growth factor receptor signaling pathway
Molecular function (GO): receptor ligand activity; epidermal growth factor receptor binding
Source: RefSeq, a predicted model, not a curated record
GUGAAAACUACAAAAGUUACAAGUGCAGUAAGAUAAUUACGUACAUUUAUGUGUAUAUAUACACACACACUCAAAUAAAAUCACGCAGAUCCAACUAAACUAAAAAAGUGAAAAAGGUGUUUAGGAGGUGUGAGAAAAAAAGCCUUUUCAUUUUAUAAACAAACAUUUAAACGCAAGUACGAAAACGAAAAGAAACGAACAUCUAACGACAACAACAUCUGGAAUAAAAUGUUGGAUUUAUUUAAAUAAAGUUAUACGAAACAAUUUACAUAACGAUCACGAUGAUGAUGAUGAAGGAUUUGAAAGGUUUCUAUAUAAUACAACUGCUAGUAACGAUGAGCACUGUGUGCCAGGGUUGUUCUUCACGAGCAGCACCCAAACCUAGACCAACAUUGCCCUCCACCAUGGCUCCGAUGACAACACCCAGGCCGAAUAUAACAUUCCCCAUAUUGAAUUGUCCACCGCCGUAUGCGGCCUGGUAUUGUCUAAACGAUGCCACAUGCUUUAAGGUCGAAAUCCAUAACGAGGUCUUGUACAAUUGUGAAUGUGCUAAUGGCUAUAUGGGUCCACGAUGUGAAUAUAAAGAGAUCGAUGGUAGCUAUUUGCCAACCAGACAACGUGCCAUGUUGGAAACGGCCAGUAUAGCUAGUGGUGCAACUUUAGCUUUAAUAUUUAUGCUCGUUCUGUGCUUUUCACUUUAUAUACGACAUGAGAAGCAGCAAAAACUAAAAAUGAGCGAAAGUUCUACAAUGGCGCACGAAAAUGCUGGCAUGGAUGAGGUUGAUGGCAUAACCAAAAUUCCAGAAAUGCGACCAUUCGGUCCACAUCAUUAUCAAGUUUUACCCUUAUCAUCGGCAUUUAAACGUUAACAGUGAAUUGACGUUGGACAAAAUGCUGUGUAGUAUUAGUUAAACUUAUUUCUAGCUUUUUCUUUUAAAUGUUAAUGUCACAACAUAAAGUUUAAUAAACAAAAACACAAGUUGUCACUUUUAAUACCAAUCGUUAUAGGUCGUUAACUAUCUAAAAUAAUAAUAAUAUUUGCCUUAUAACUACAAUAUAAAUCUAGUUAACGGCUUUUCACAUUACUCUAUAUUUCUAUUUACACUUUUUAUGCACUGAAACUUUAUAAACAUAAAUUUAAACAUAGCAACUAUAAUUUUAAGAGUUACUUUUUCUUUUUAGAGCAGCUAUUUUUUUGUUGUAUUAAAUUAUUGUAUUUUUUAUUUAACAUUUUUAACCUGUUCAAUAUAAUCUUGUCCUAAGUUUUAAUGUAUUUAUUUAUUAUUUAUACUUAUUUUAUUUAUUUAUAACUAUUAUUAUUUGUUUUUUAUUUCCUUUGGCAGCUUAUUGUUUUAGUUACAUUUAAUUUUAAUGUAUUUAUUUAAAAAAAAAAGUAUUUCUUUUUACCUGAAACUAUAAAAGACAUUAAAACAGUAUAUUACCAUUGUUUAAUAACUGUUGUAUUUAAUAAUUUUUUCUUUAUACUUAUUUAUUCACAUUUUCUUUGCAUUUCCUACGAACAACGAAUUAUUUAAUUUUAAAUAUUUCAUAAAAUUAUAAUGAUAUUCAUAUUGUAGCAGAGAUAUUGUACGUUAUUGCAUACUAUUACUUUUAGUAGUGAAUAAAUAAUAUAUGUAUACACCUAACAACAAUAAACAAGUAUUAAUUUAAUUAACAUUAUAUUGAAAA